AAUGAAAUUUCCAAUUAAUUCUAAUAUUCUAAUUACUGGUGACAGUGGUAAGGGUAAGACGUCAUUAUUAAGAUGCGUAGCCGGAUUAUGGAAUCUUAGGUACGGUUUUUUAAGAUGUAAAUAUGACUGUGGACACAGAGGAAUGCUCUUCCUACCUCAAAAACCUUUCUUUACUGAAGGAUCAUUAAGAGAUCAGAUUAUUUAUCCUAUUGCUAGGAAAUUAAGCCAAAUUGACAAAGAUAUUUUAUAUUAUUUGGAAAAGUUAGAUUUAAAUAAUUUACUGGAAAAAUGUAACGGAUUAGAUAGUAAUAUGCAACAAAGCGACUGGUACGACAUUCUAUCUCCAGGAGAAGGCCAAAGACUGAGCUUUGUUAGGUUGUUUUUUCAUAAACCUCCAAUAGCUCUCUUAGACGAAGCUACCUCACAAAUCGGGGAAGAAGCUGAACGGGUAAUCUAUAAACUAUGUAGAGAAAAAGAAAUAAAUUUCAUCAGCGUAGGACAUAGAAAAUCAUUAUACGAAUUUCACGAUAUUAGAUUUCACAUCGAAAAGAAUGGAGAAAUUAUCAGAAAAGAACUUUUUGAUGUCUAA
Messenger RNA from Dimorphilus gyrociliatus, 589 nucleotides. NCBI's taxonomy places the organism in Eukaryota, Metazoa, Annelida, Polychaeta, Dinophilidae. The record is from the annotation of a GenBank genome assembly.